Molecule: messenger RNA, 203 nt
Organism: Funneliformis geosporum
Lineage: Eukaryota; Fungi; Glomeromycota; Glomeromycetes; Glomerales; Glomeraceae
Source: the annotation of a GenBank genome assembly
UUGUGGUUUCAAAUAUUGGUGAUUCUAAUGGAAAUGGCUUUAUUUCAUCUUUGAUGAUUACAAAAAAAGGUAAAAGAAAUCUAGUAUUACAACACGUUACUAACGAUAAGUUUAUUUUAGAUUUUUAUCAAAAGACAAAUCUUAUUUUGCAUUAUGAAGAUGAAUCUUCUAAUAAUGUUUGGAAGCAAAUAGGAAUCAAGUAA